AUGCGGGACUUGAAAGAACUGCAAAGUCGAAACAGAAUUUUGGUUUUAAACACUUUCCUCCACCAAGUCCAAAAAGAGGCGCGCCAGAAGUUCAACGCUGCGAAAGCUUCAGCAGCAGAGCAGCAAAGUGAAGAAAACAAAAAUGAUUUAAAAAAAGAAAAUGACAGCAGCAAAACAGAAGAAGAAGAAGAAGAAGCAGCAGCAGCAACUUCGAAAGCAGAACCGAAAAACGCGGAUCUCGAUGCAGAAGAAGCAGCAGAAAUCAAAGAGUUGAAAGACAGACACUUCGCCGAGCUGGCAGAGAUGGUGAACGACCAGAAGACGGCCACCAUCGGCCCCCCGCAGAAGCGGGGGGUCUUCUUCGCUGAAGACGCGGCGCCGCUGCAUGCAGAGGAGUCUGGGGCUUUGCAUGCAGCAGCGCAUGCAGCGCAUGCAGAGGACUCUGGGGCUUUGCAUGCAGCAGCGCAUGCAGCGCAUGCAGAGGACUCUGGGGCUUUGCAUGCAGCAGCGCAUGCAGAGGAGUUUGGGGCUUUGCAUGCAGUGGCUGCGUGGCAGCAACGCAUGCGUUCGGGCAGCGCUGCUGCGCUGCUGGCUGCGCGGGAGCAGCAGCAAGUGCUGCAGCAGUUGGAGGCUUUUGCGCGGAGUUUUGCGCAAGUUUUGAAAGAAGAAAAAGAAAGACAAAUAAAGCUUUUGGAAAAUAAAAAAAGCCAAAGACAACAAAGGAGAGAAGCCAAGGGAUUCCACAGACGCAAAAGCUCAAACGCCAAGAGACACACUCGCAGAGGUUCUCGGAAGAGCGUUUUGGACUUCAAGGCUGAGCGGCUGCAGAGCGAAAGGGAAAGGGAGAAAAAACUCAAAGAUGAAAUUCGCGAAAAAGAAGAACAGCAAACCCGCUGGCACCCGGUGUACAGACAGAUCAUUGAAGAGGAGACAAAAGCUGCUGCUUUUGAAGCUUUCAAGGAGACACAAAACAUAAUUCCGCGGGGCCCCACACUUGUGAACAUUGAGAAAGUUUUGAGUUCUUUAGAAGAAGGAUCUUUCAUGCGGAAGGCAGUGGCAAGUUUGGGGCUUUUAGCUGCUGCAUGCGGCCCCCUAGCAGCAGCAGCAGCAGCAGCAGCAGCAGCAGAGACCAGCAGCACCGAGUCCGACGACAGCUCCAUCUCCAGCGGCAGCAGCAACAAGAGCAGCAGGCAGCGCAGCAAGAAGCCGCCGCCCAGCAGCAGCAGCAGCAGCAGCAGCAGCAGUGAGGAAGAAGAAAGCAGCAGCGAGGAAGAAAGCAGCAGCAGCAGCAGCAGCAGCAGCAGCAGCAGCAGCGGCAGCGGCAGCGAAGGCAGCAGUAGCAGCGAGCAAAGCAGCAGCCACACGCAACCAGACAGCCCAACACAACCAACUGCAGCGCAGCAGCAGCAGCAGCAGCAGCAGCAGCAGCUAGCUCGCGGCAGCGUAGGUACAGCCUCAGAGGACUCACAAGAAGCAAAGCCUGCUGCAAAGCAGCAGCAGCAGCAGAGCAGCAGCGGCAGCGGCAGCAGCGACAGCAGCAGCAGCGAUAGCAGCAGCGAAGCCAGUGGCGACACUAGCAGCGAAGAGAGCAGCAGCAGCAGCAGCGGCAGCAGCAGCGGCAGCAGCAGCGGCAGCAGCAGCAGCAGCGGCAGCAGCAGCAGCGCAGAGGGAAGCAGCAGUGAAACAGAGUCAUCGGCCGUUCAACCGCAGCGGGCAGCCGGAGCUCCCGCAGCAGCAGCAGCAGCAACAGCAGCAGCAGCAGCAAACAAGUCAUCUAGCUCCUCCGCCAGCAGCAGCAGCAGCAGCAGCAGCAGCAACAGCAGCAGCUCGUCCGAUGAGGAGACACCACAGCCCUCUGCUCGCGCGCCGCAGCAGCCAGCUCCUGCCCGCAGCAGCAGCAGCAGCAGCAGCAGCAGCAGCAGCAGCGGGAGCAGCAGCAGCAGCUCUGAAGGGCCAGCACGGCAGCAGAGCAGCAGCAGCAACAGCAGCAGCGAAAAUGCGCAGAGCAGCAGCAACAGCAGCAGCUCAUCUGGUGACGACACCAGCAGCAACGGGAGCUCGUGA
Eimeria necatrix is the source of this 2064-nucleotide messenger RNA. RefSeq lists its product as hypothetical. The record is from RefSeq and is a predicted model, not a curated record. The coding region runs from base 1 to 2064 and encodes 687 amino acids. The transcript is spliced from 8 exons. Lineage: Eukaryota; Apicomplexa; Conoidasida; Eucoccidiorida; Eimeriidae.